UCUUCAGCACAGCGUGAGAGAGAGCGAGAGGGAGAGAGAGAGAGAAAAGGGGGAGGAGAUAAAAAGAGAGGGAGUAAGAGAAGAACAGAAGAGGAGAGGGACAGAAAGAGUGAGCAGGAGGGCUUUACCGGUUAGGAGGAAAAAAAGUUUGAACUCGUUGAUUCUUCUUUCUUGGAGAGCUUUUUGCGCUCUGUUCAGAACAAAGAGUCAGGGGUGUAUGGCAUAGAGGGAGCAGGGAAAGGGAAGUUGCAGGAAUGUUUUAUUUUUUUUAUGGCCAGAGAACUGAACUUACAACAGGAUGACGGGGUGAGAGGGGAACCGGGUGUUGGGAGAGACAGUGAGGGGAAGGGAAGCCUCAGCUAACAGAGAGAUAAACAGAGAGAGGGAGGGAGGGAGAUAGAGAGCGAAAGAGAUAGGGAGGAGUGAUCAUUUCGAUCCACGGUGACCGCACUGCCUUGGGGGGAGAGAGGCAAGGGUCCGUAACUCUGGAGCUGAAGGAUAAACCAUGGACUCUGCACAUUGGUCACUCCACCUGGACUUACACCAUGUACCCUGCUAACCUUCUGAUCCUGAUGGUCCUGCUGCUACCUCAAACCCCUUCGGGUCACCAGGGGGACCUGCCGCCGCCCCCUCCGCAGCCCGGCCUGGCCCAGUCCAUCCAGAACCUCCUGCUGACCCGACUGGGCCUGCGGUCGCGGCCGACACCCCGCCCCGGCACGCACGUGCCUCAGUACCUGCUGGACCUCUACCGCUUCCACUCCCAGCAGUACCACCUGGUCCAGGACCCCCUCUUCGCCUUCCCCGACAGACACGUGCAGGGCGCCAACACCGUGCGAAGCUUUCACCACCUAGAUACAGAAGGCCCCUCCCCACUCCCGUCCAGCAAAUCAGGGACAGUCAGCCGCGUCCACAUCGCCUUCAACGUGUCCUCCAUCCCCAAGGAUGAACGUGUCACCUCCGCCGAGCUCCGCCUCCAGCGGCGAGGGGCGGGCCGGGGGGCCGGCGCUCACAGAGUCCACCUGUACCUCUCCGGGAACCAUGACAACGGCAGUUCCCUGCUGCUGGAGUCCCGCCUGCUCGCUGAAGCGGACACGGAAGUGUCUGACUCCUGGGAGAGCUUCGGUCUGACCUCCGACCUUUUAGAGCGGGCUGCAGGCCAGACGGGCCUCCUGGACUUCCUGCUAGAAAUCACCGCCCUCAACGCCAGCCUCUCCCGCGGGGUCAGAGGUCAAGGGGAGCGGCUGAGGGUGCGGCGCUCCGCCGGGCAGAGGGAGCCCAGCUGGGCGCGAGAGAGACCCCUGCUGGUGACGUACAGCCAUGACGGGCGUGGGCAGCCCCUGGCCCCCCCGGGCGAGAGGCAGAGGAAGAGGAGGAGGGGCAGCACGGGGCGGGAGGCAGGCCGCCGCGGACGGGGCGGGGUCCAGAGCAGGGUGCGGCGGAACGGCGGCCGGGCGGCGAAGCUGCGCCGUCUCUCGCGGGCGCGCUGCCGCCGCCACCCGCUCUACGUGGACUUCAACGACGUCGGCUGGAACAAGUGGAUCGUGGCGCCCAGCGGCUACCACGCCUUCUUCUGCCUGGGAGAGUGCCGCUUCCCCCUGGCCGACCACAUGAACUCCUCCAGCCACGCCAUGGUGCAGACACUGGUCAACUCAGUCAACGGAGCCGUGCCCCGGGCCUGCUGCGUCCCCACUGCCCUCAGCCCCAUCGCCAUGCUCUACCUGGACCAGCACGACCGCGUCGUCCUCAAGAACUACCAGGACAUGGUGGUGGAGGGCUGUGGCUGCCGGUAGCAAGCCCAGAGGGAGACGUUUCGGUAGAGGGAGGGAGGGGGAGGCACUCUCUCUCUCUGUCUGUGAUCGCCAGGAAUACCUUCCCACAAUCCCCCACACCUGAGCAACCCCCACCCCCCCCCCCCCGCUCCGCAGGUGCCCUGCAUGCCCCACCCUGAUGUGGCAGUGGCUGUAGUCAUGGGCUGUAUCUUGUGUUGUGCUUUGUUUACUGUACAACGGUAACCCUGUCUCAAUGUGUGUGCGUCCCUGUGUAUCUGUGCUGCUUUGUCCUCCAUGCUGGUUUCCUGUGAGUCACCUUUCCAAACCUCAUUGCACAGCCAGCCGCACUCGAUCGACUCAGUACGAGAGACGUGAUUGGACGACACUCCUCUUUCAGGGACGGCCCAAAGUGAUUGGGUAUCGCCGCGUGAUUUGACCACCUCAAGCAGCUUCUCGCUCGUCUGACAUUUUUUCACGCCUCAUUGGACGUUUAAUUUUAAUGGGCAACGGUAGAACUCUCAACGGAUCACAUGACCGGCAGAGCUGAGUGGGGGACUUGAUCUGAUAAUGAGGACUGCCCGUGUCAUCUGCAUCAAAGCUAUCUGCUACAACAUAUUUAUAACAGUGUUAAUAAUAAUGAACUAAAAAUGAUAUGGUUUGAAUUGUGUUACUAUUUAAAGAGACAUUUUAUUUCAUUUUUCUUUUUCUGGCGCAGAGAAAACUCAUAAAGGCUUAGAGGACAGAGACAUACUGAUUGAAGUCAUUAAUUCAAUCUUUAAAUACACAGCCCAUUUAAAUAUUUAAUGAACAAACAUGAACAGAUAAUUAUUAACAGUGUCCGCAGGGCCCUAACUAUGACAAAAAGACCUGUUGUACCAGAAUAAGAACUUUGACCAAACUCCAUGACCACAAAAUGACAGAAACAUUGUUUGAAUGCUUGUGUUUUUCGUUUGUUGUUUUGAAUGUCAAAAUAGUCAUUAGUUGUUGCAUCACUGUCAAAAAAUGGUCAAGAUUGGAGUUCAGCUGAUAAUUUAAUUUGCUAGGUUUUUGAUCAGGGUUUUAUAUGACUUUAUAAAUAUGGCGUGAUCUGUCUUGAAGUAAUGUAUGUGUUCACAUGAUGUCUCACCAGCACCAUCAGAAUCGCAUCAGAAACUGUGGCCGUUUCAAUGUCAUUUGUGGCUUUUCUAAUCAAUGUGAUUCGCCUGGGCUCUAUAACAAUUACGGGCUGACAUCUCAGAUUGUCCCGACUGUCCGCUUUCUCCAAAUAAUCGCAAAAGCAAAGAUCUGUACUUAAUGCCUGUGUCACGUGGAUGUACAAGAUAUCCCCUUAAUGGAAUAUAUUUUAGCCUGACACAGCUGUUAUUCCAAAUAGCUGCAUUUAUCCAAAUAUACUGUAAACAACUGUACAGAGUGUGAAAUGGCUUGAAAAACAAGCUGGUAUAUAUGUAAUAAACACCAAGCAGAGAACAA
Messenger RNA from Conger conger (European conger), 3239 nucleotides. RefSeq names its product bone morphogenetic protein 16 (gene bmp16). The coding region runs from base 546 to 1790 and encodes 414 amino acids. Gene Ontology annotation, molecular function: cytokine activity; growth factor activity. The record is from RefSeq and is a predicted model, not a curated record. Lineage: Eukaryota; Metazoa; Chordata; Actinopteri; Anguilliformes; Congridae. Gene Ontology annotation, cellular component: extracellular region. The transcript has 3 exons. Gene Ontology annotation, biological process: SMAD protein signal transduction; BMP signaling pathway.